GGAGGUGGGCCAUUCCAAGCAAAAAAAGAAAAAGCCCUGGGAGCCGAAGCAAUUGCCCCAAUUGCGAAGGCGUUUAAAAGACCUGGCUGGGAAAUGGCGAAUGAGAAGCGGGGCUUUGAAUGA
This is a messenger RNA of Racocetra fulgida, 123 nucleotides long. The record is from the annotation of a GenBank genome assembly. NCBI's taxonomy places the organism in Eukaryota, Fungi, Glomeromycota, Glomeromycetes, Diversisporales, Gigasporaceae.